AUGCGUCCUUUCUUUGGAAUUUGCGCCUGUGUGGCUGCCACACUGAUCUGCAUUACAUCCGCUGAGUGGCUUGAGCCUCGCAACAACACCUGGAACUCCAGCUUUGCCUUGGCAGAAGAUCAGAUCAAGUCCCUAGGUCUGUCCAAUGAAGCCGCACACAAUCUCGAAGUUGUCGUCCGCUUCGAGCAGACCAACUGGGCCACCGGCUCUGUUAUGAGCGACCCAUUCUACACGGAUCUGCCUGCCAAUGCUACCACUGCUCCUGCAGGCUCGCUUCUCAAGCUCGAAGCCUUCACUAACACGUCAACGUACACCAUCGCCCCCUCUCUUGCUCUAUCUCGGUUUAUCUAUCAGUCCAAGACUCUCAAUGGGACAAUUGUUCCAGUAUCAGCCUAUAUUCUCUGGCCAUACCAUACUCUGGGUGGUGCCAAGGCCGCGCCACUUGUGGGCUGGGGCCACGGUACGGCUGGUCUCGUGGCCGAAUGUGCUCCUUCUCACAUGCGAAACCUCCUAUAUCAGUUCUCUGGACCAUAUGCCUUGGCCUUGGCCGGAUAUGCUGUUGUCGCCACUGACUAUGCUGGCCUUGGUGUUCCGUUUUACCCAGACGGCAGCCCCAUCCUCCACCAGUACGUGGCCUCUCCAGCCGGUGGAAACGACAUUCUGUACGCCGUCCAGGCGGCCCGGGCUGCUUUCCCUGAUAGGCUCACCGAGGACUUCGUCGUCUACGGACACAGCCAGGGCGGCGGCACCGCCUGGGCCGCCGCGCAACAGCAGGUCGAGCUGCAGAUUCCGGGAUACCUCGGUACCAUCGCGGGCUCUCCCGUCACCAACACCACUAUGCUUGUGAAAACCACCGGGCAAUCUCUCGCCAUGAUGCAGGCGGCCAACACCAUGAAGAGUAUAUGGCCUGACAUGAAUAUGGCGGAGAUGCUUACGACGCGGGGGCAGGCCCUUCUCACCCUUGUUGAGGAAAUCCAAGGGUGCAGCACCGCGGUUCAGACGGCCCUCGCUGGAACUCUGGAGGCUGAUCCUACCGCAGCGCUAAUGCAGGAUGGGUUCAUAGAUUCAUACUGGUCAUCCAGCUUUGCCAAUCUCACUGCUGUGGGUGGUCAGGACUUUGUCGGCCCAAUGCUUGUGUUCCACGGAACCAAUGAUGAGCUGCUCCCUGAAGCCCUGACAGCUCUAAGCGUCAACCAGACCUGUGCUUCUUUCCCUGAACGUGAGCUUCGUUAUGUCGUUGCUCAGGGAGUUGGUCAUGUGGAUGCCAGUUAUGCUACUCAGCAAAUCUGGUUGAAGUGGUUGGAGGAGCGAUUCAACAGCAAAGGCAAGAGCGCAAGGUCUGGUACAUCUUCAUGUACGGUUGAGACUAUAGGAGAUGAUACAGUCAGACCUCUCGACCAAUACCAGACUGAGCUGAACUGGCAUCUCUCCUACUCACCCGACGGUAUCCUAUAG
Messenger RNA from Clonostachys byssicola, 1455 nucleotides. NCBI's taxonomy places the organism in Eukaryota, Fungi, Ascomycota, Sordariomycetes, Hypocreales, Bionectriaceae. The record is from the annotation of a GenBank genome assembly.